GUCGAAUCACGCGGGUUCUCAGUGUUAGCAGGAAGACUUCCGGUAAGCACGGUUCUGGUCCGGUUCUGCUCCGGUAAACACGGUUCUUCUCAGGUUGUCCUCCGGUUGUCCUCCGGUGAGUGAUCUUCAGGCUCGGGACUGAAGCCCGGGGUGUGACGCUGGGCUGAGCCGAGGAGCUGCUCCGGUUCGGCCGUGUGUUACCUGUGUGUGCUGGACAUCAUUAACUGGGGAGGAUGUCUCCAGUGUCAGAAGAGGGGGAAGCAGGAGGAGUGGGACGUCCACUGUCUCUGGAAGACUGUCGCUGUCCUGUCUGUUUGGAGAUCAUCAUCGAACCUGUGACACUGCCUUGUACACACACUCUCUGCAAGGUGUGUUUUCUGGAGACGGUCGAUAAGUCGACGCUAUGCUGUCCGAUGUGCAGGAAGAGAGUUUCAUCGUGGGCCCGUCUGAACAGCAGGAACAACACGUUGGUAGAUCAGCAGCUGUGGCAUCAGAUCCAGAGCAGCUUCCCUCUGCAGUGUGAACGUCGUCUCAAGGGUCAGGAGGACGAGGACGACUCAGGAGUGUUGGUGUGUGCUCCCUCAGUCAGUCGUCCUGGUGAACUCCGACAGGAAUACGAGGAUCAGAUCACGAAGUUGACUGAGGAAAAGCGAGUGAUGGAGGAGGAGGAGAGGAGGGCUAGCGAUGCGUUGAUCCAGAGGCUGUUGGCGGAGGAGGAGGCAGAGCUUCAGGAGGAGAGCAGGAGACGAGCGGACGAUGAGCGACUCGCCAGACUCCUCAGUAACCAAUUGAAUUCUUCGUCCGUCACUCAGGGAAACAUCCCACCUGCUGGUGUGACUCCUCCCACUAACAGACAGAAGGAGGUUGGAUCCAUCGACAGGUUCUUCAGUCCUCUUUCAUCAAAAACAACCUCAGACUGCAGCUCCACCUCCAACAGAAUCGACAACAAGGAGAACGUGCAGCAGCGACUUGAUGAUCAGCUGCUGAAAAACAGACGACCUGCAUCAACUAAGAGGACAAACUCCGACCUGGAGCUAAUGGACGAGGAGGCGUCGACCACCAAACGAGGCUGCCCCUCCUCCUCAUCUCUGGUGGGGGGGGUGGACUCAGAGCUGCUGAGUAGCCAGCAACAGGAGGAGGACGAUAGACGAUUCGCUCUACUACUCCAGAAGGAGUUCGACCAUGAGGAGAAAGUGAGAACCACUGACAGACGCAAAGGUUCGGCUGACGCCUACCCACUCCGCGACAAAGGAGGAAAGGUUGGCAUCACCACGCCCAACAGACCGUCCAGGAAGAUGAUGAAGACCUCCUCGUUCUCGUCCUCAUCCUCUUCCAUGUCGUCCUCCUCCUCUUCCAUGUCCUCGUCCUCCUCCUCCAGCAGGGGGCAGAAACAGACCAGCCUGACUGACAUGUUCUCCAUGAGCAGCUGAAGACUCCUCUCUCUCUCUCUCUCUCUGUCUCUCUCUCUCUCUGACUUUUUCUUAUUUUCAUUGCUUAUAAUAAAGAAAAAUAUCCAGUCACAUGAUUUUGUCA
Molecule: messenger RNA, 1533 nt
Organism: Paralichthys olivaceus (Japanese flounder)
Lineage: Eukaryota; Metazoa; Chordata; Actinopteri; Pleuronectiformes; Paralichthyidae
Gene: rnf168
Product: ring finger protein 168
Biological process (GO): double-strand break repair
Cellular component (GO): site of double-strand break; nucleus
Molecular function (GO): metal ion binding; nucleosome binding; ubiquitin-protein transferase activity
Source: RefSeq, a predicted model, not a curated record